Sungouiella intermedia is the source of this 1680-nucleotide messenger RNA. Lineage: Eukaryota; Fungi; Ascomycota; Pichiomycetes; Serinales; Metschnikowiaceae. The record is from the annotation of a GenBank genome assembly.
AUGCGAAGACGUCAGUCACUAAUGCCUCCAAUCAUACCAUGGCCGAGUCACCAAGAGCUGCUUCGGGCUUUAUACCGGCAACUACUACGGAAUCUCACCCGACUUCGAUCUUUUAUCCCAGAUAUAGAUGCUGGAGAGAACGCAAGUGGUGAGUUAAUCAAAGCCAAGAGGAAUCCACAAUUGUACGGAGAACUUCUACGAACAGAGUUGAAAUACAGAAUCGAUGAGGAAUUCCGCAAGGUUCAUCCAAGAAUUAAUGAACGCAGUUUUUAUUCCAAUCUCAUUAUGGGUGAGAGACUCAACUCAAUGCUUGAAUCCGUCAUUAAUGGAAAAGACAUAAAGACGGUCCAACAAGGCUGGAGUGGCAUUAUCCAGAUCGUUGUUGACCAUCGCAAUAUGGAACAAGAACGAAAUCGUUGGAAAAUGGCUUAUCUUCGCAACAAGAGCGAAAUCGACCAACGAAGGGAUAAGGAUACAGACUCACUCACAGCCAGGCGUCGAAGCUCGUCUCGUAACAGAACUACGGUGGCCCAGACGAAUUUUGCCAACAUGAGUCUUAAGGAGCAGCGCAAGGCUAUGAGAAAAGCCGAGACUAAAGCUUCGGAAAACAGCGCCUUUGUCGUUCGAAAUUACCUUAAGAAGCUUCAGUUGGAGGGCAAAAUCCCAAACCCAUACAAGUUGCCGUAUGUCCCAGUUUCGCUAUCCAGACUGUUGAUCGACAUGCCACGGGAUGAUGUUCUCAUCCCAGGAUCCACAAAAAGCGUUGUAUUGGAUGCAGCGUACGACUCCGAGUAUAUUGAGAGCAUCAUUAAGCCUGAGGUAGAAUUUAAGAUCAACCAUUUGCACCAUAUGGGUCAGAUUGAGAGAAAUAUCAAGGAUGGCCCAUACAAAGUGAAAAUACGCAAUACCAAUGCUGGUGUCAUGACGGCCCAUUUUUUAAGGCUUCCAUUUAAUAGAGAAUCUCAAAUGAGAGAGAUUGCUCUUGAUAUUAAACGACUGAUGCGAGCGGUAAGGAAACAAUUUGUCUGGAACCUUCAGCCUUCGAAGGGCAUGUCUGUACCAGAGAAGAGGCAUGGCCAAGGGUAUGGAGUUAGGGAUAGCGGGGGUUUUUCUGCAGCAGAGAUCAUGUUUCCUAGAGAAUAUUAUGAGAAGUUGGUGUCGGAUGAGGCCUACUGGGAAAUGUUGAUGGAAAUAGAGCAAUUGAGAUCCAUUCGUGGAGAUUCUGUAUUGGAGGAUCUGGGCAUAAUUGAACGCCUACAUCGAAAAGCAAAUGCGUCUCUUGCAGAGUGGAACCAGCCUUUGGUGGAAGCAACCAAAGCUGUCAACGACGAAGUGCAAUACUACUACACAAAAUACAAAAUCGACCUGAAUAGUCCAAUUUGGAAAGAUCAGGAACACUUCCAAAAGCUCAUGGAUGAGAAAUUUGACCACACUGUGGCCAGGUAUGCGGACUUACUAGGCAAGUUACAGCAAGACAGGGUGUUCAUGCAUUCAGAACUAUACAGAGCCAGUGUAGUCAGUCGGGAGCAUUAUAUUUCGGGACAGGAAAAGUCCAAAUUAGAGGAGAUACCUGAAAAUCCCAGAAGGGGCCAAGGGAAACAUCUUGGUGAUUACUUGGAGGACCAUGGCUUCAAGGCAUAUAUGCUGGGGUAUAAUUAUCGGCAACGAUUUGACUUCUAA